CUGCGUGGCCUAAAAGAACCGCCAUUAAAUCGAUGCUAUCUUCUGAGACCUCCCAGAGGUAAGCACCCUUUCAAACCCAAUAUCAUGCACCACUAACAUUAUACUAGAGUUGCGAGAUAAAAUCCUGCGAUAUCUAUUAUAUCAACCUACCGGUAUCGUUCCAUUUGUUCCAGACUACCAACAAUGGGGAGGACCAGUACCCUGGGAGAUAUACAACUUCAAGCAUAGAGCUGGUCAAAAGACAACAGCGCACUACUGCUUCGACGAUCAGUGUGACUACUGUUCCAUAGACUGUAAGGUGCUUGGAAUCACGUGGACCACCAAACCCAACCCCAAACAACGAGACAUCGUCACUCGAGGGGAGCCUCAUCUCUUAGAGAGCAUCGAUAGACAUCCUGGCUCAGCUACACACACUCCGCAUGUUGUUCUUCCGGAUACAACCGAUAAAGAGACGGGCGAUCGAGUUCAGCAUUACCUGCAUCGACGAUUUGACGGAAGCCUAGAAGUCGUCCACCGAAAGUAUAUGACUGUACUCCCAAUCAGUGGUACUGAAAUUUUGAGAACCUGUAAGCAACUCAAUUUAGAGGGUUCCAAAAUUCUCUACGGUGAGAACCUUUUUGUCUUCAACAACAUACGACGAGGGAGAGAAGAAGGCAUCUAUUGUUUUGACCCCGAGAAUGAUCUCACAGAACUUGCAUCCUACCUCCCAGGUAUUCCACGAGAAGGAGCAGCAAUCUCAGAAAAUCAGGUUUCUGUGGCCUUCCAGAAGUUGUUUGCUCCCCAAAAGCAGCUGGGUCUCAACGGCAAAGGAGAGGAGAUCUUACAUUGGGAUUCUCUUCUGAACGUCUUCCGAAAGAUUGGCAUCCGCAAUGCUUCCAUGUUGACUCGACUUAAGCUCGAGGGCCAUUUCCAGGAACAGGAAGAACAAGAUGUGCGGUCGCGUCUUGACUUCUCCGACAUGCUGCGAUGUUACCUCACAGUUAUGAAGCGUGUGGGGUGCAACAUUCGAAGUCUUACAUUACAUACAAGAGACGCCAUAGCCGAAGACGAGGAUGCAGCAAAGAGAGCUGAAGACUCGGUAGCUAUGCUUGUGGACGGGCUUCCCACUCUGCAAAAGUUACAGCUAGGGCAAUAUCGAUUCAACGUUAGGCCUAGACCGGUUGACGACUGGGGAAAUACCGUGAGAUGGUCAAAGAUAGUCGAUGAGCGAGAUGCUGUUGACUCGCCCGCUGUUCAAGAAUCAGCCGAGAGCAUAUUAACGGAUAUCAACAGAGAAGCUGAAAAUUACUUCCAAGCUAUCGCUCGCGAACUUCAUGAUCUUCCAUUCCUAGAUGGGUACGAGAGCUCAUUCAGACCAAGAGAAAAGGCGAGACAUCAUCGUGCGUCCUAUGCAGCGGAAAAUGGGGGGUACAUGAUUUAUUUGGGACCUGCCAAGGGUGAAAGACUCUUCAAAUGGAUGGGAAGGCGAUAUAGCGGGUAUCAGUGGAAUGCUACCGGCGAAUUGGUAUGGCGCAGAGGUGACUGGGAACGUAUUGCCCAACGAAAACUCAUCUGGGGCUCCCUUUGA
This is a messenger RNA of Hymenoscyphus albidus, 1567 nucleotides long. NCBI's taxonomy places the organism in Eukaryota, Fungi, Ascomycota, Leotiomycetes, Helotiales, Helotiaceae. The record is from the annotation of a GenBank genome assembly.